AUGGACGGCGUCCAGAGUGUUGAGUGCAAGCCUCUGCUGGUCGACAAGGAGCUCCCCGGCCUGAGAGAAGCUGUGAUGCAACUAGUUGUAAAGGAGCACGAUGUGGAGACGCCACACGGGAGGGUCCACUGUACGAUGAAAGGGGCCCCUAAAGGGGAAAGGCCUGUUAUUCUCACCUACCACGACAUCGGACUCAAUCACAAAACCUGCUGGGACAACCUUUUCAACCACGAGGACAUGUCGGAGAUCAUGCAGCACUUUGCCGUGUGCCAUGUAGACGCUCCCGGCCAACACGAAGGAGCCAACACCUUUUCCACCGGAUAUGAAUACCCCUCAAUGGAUCAGCUGGCAGAGACCCUCCCCCUGGUGCUCAAGCAUUUUGGGCUGAAGAGCGUCAUUGGGAUGGGCACUGGAGCUGGCGCUUACAUUUUGACUCAAUUUGCUCUGGACUAUCCUAACAUGGUGGAGGGCUUGAUGCUCAUUAACAUUAACCCGUGUGCAGAGGGCUGGAUGAACUGGGCUGCACACAAGAUCAGUGGCUGGACUCAUGCUGAGCCAGACACCAUCAUCAGCCACCUCUUUGGAAAGGAGGAGAUCAACCACAACCACGACCUGAUCGCCACGUACCGCCACCACAUAUUGAACACCAUGAACCAGUUUAACCUCCAUCUUUUUGUCAAGUCGUACGAAAGUCGUAGAGAUCUUGAAAUUGAAAGACCUGUCCCUGGAAGCAACAUUAGAACUCUCAAGUGCCAUUCUCUUCUGGUGGUUGGUGAUAACUCUCCGGCAGUUGAAGCUGUUGUUGAAUGCAACACCAAGCUGGACCCUACCAAGACUACAUUGCUUAAGAUGGCCGACUGCGGAGGCAUGCCCCAGGUCGAUCAGCCUGCAAAACUGACUGAAGCCUUCAAGUACUUCAUCCAAGGCAUGGGAUACAUGCCCUCUGCCAGUAUGACCCGUCUGGUGCGCUCCCGUACCGCCUCGGGCUCAAGCAUCGCCUCCAUGGAAGGAAACCGCUCCCGCUCUCACACACACGACGGCAACCGCUCACGUUCCCACACCAACGAGGGCAGCCGCAGCCGCAGUCAGACCGCAGAGAGGGGGCGCUCUCACACAGAAGGUGCCAUGGACGGUGUGGACCAAUCCGUGCCCAAGUCCACCGAAGUGUCCUGCUAG
Messenger RNA from Knipowitschia caucasica, 1176 nucleotides. The record is from the annotation of a GenBank genome assembly. NCBI's taxonomy places the organism in Eukaryota, Metazoa, Chordata, Actinopteri, Gobiiformes, Gobiidae.